Molecule: messenger RNA, 3071 nt
Organism: Acanthaster planci (crown-of-thorns starfish)
Lineage: Eukaryota; Metazoa; Echinodermata; Asteroidea; Valvatida; Acanthasteridae
Gene: cth
Product: cystathionine gamma-lyase
Biological process (GO): transsulfuration
Cellular component (GO): cytoplasm
Molecular function (GO): cystathionine gamma-lyase activity; pyridoxal phosphate binding
Source: RefSeq, a predicted model, not a curated record
CGUGUGCGCCGCACCGGCCGGCAUCUGCGUGUACACACAUACGUUACGUUAACAGCCGAUCUCCAUCAGUUCAUAUCGUCACUGCACUGCUGCGUUUUAUCAAUUGUUCCACCAUAUGCCAGAAGUUUCCGUUUUACACGACGACUUCGACAUUUUGUAGCAGACCACUGAAGCAGUUUCCACUUGAGUCGCGAUCAGUCUCACGAUGAAUGGGCCAAACGCAGAGUAUUCGGCGCAGAAGAGGAAGACCACUUUCCCCGGCUUUGCCACAGCAGCCAUCCACGCCGGCCAGGACCCCGAGCAAUGGGCCUCGCACGCCGUGACGCCGCUGAUCUGCAUGUCGACAACAUUCAAGCAGUCUGCCCCAGGAGAAUUGAAAGCGGGGUAUGAGUACAGUCGAGGGGGCAACCCUACCCGGAAAGCCCUAGAAGAAUGCAUCGCAGCGUUAGAUGGUGCCCAAUACGGUUUGGCAUUUGGGUCUGGCCUUGCUGCCACGACUGCCAUUUGCCAGAUGCUUAAAAGCGGCGACACCCUGGUGUGCAUGGACGACCUCUACGGGGGCACCAACCGAUUUUUCAACCGCAUUCUGGUCAAUUCCGGCGUGAAAAUCAAAAUGGUGGAUGCCAGCAAGGUGGCGUUGGUAGAGGCGGCUAUUGAUUCCAACACAAAGCUGAUUUGGAUUGAAACCCCUACCAAUCCCACGCUGAGGCUGGUGGACAUAGAGGAAAUUUGUAAGGUGGCUCAUCUUCACGACAUCAUCGUGGUUGUCGACAACACCUUUGCUUCGUCCUACUUCCAGCGCCCUCUAGACUUCGGAGCCGACAUUGUGCUUCACUCUGCGACAAAGUACGCCAACGGUCACAGCGACGUUGUCAUGGGGUUGGUUACCACAAAGCGGGAGGACAUCAAAAGCAAGUUGUACUUUUUACAGUAUGCCUCUGGGGGCGUCCCCUCACCCUUCGACUGCUUCUUGGUGAACCGUGGGCUCAAGACGUUGCACGUGCGCAUGCGAGAGCAUGAGAAGAAUGCCCUUGCUGUCGCGAGAGCGCUGGAGGCCAACCCCAGGGUGGCGAAGGUCACUUACCCAGGACUGAAGUCUCAUCCUCAGCAUGAGCUGGCCAAGAAGCAGAUGCGGGGCUUUGGCGGCAUGGUGACCUUCCGCAUCAAGGGAGGACUGGUGCAGGCCCGGGACUUCUUCAAGUACAUCAAGGUCUUCACACUGGCUGAGAGCCUAGGAGGGUUUGAAAGCCUGGCUGAGCUGCCUGCGAUCAUGACUCACGCUUCGGUUCCACCAGACCAGCGCGUGGCUCUGGGCAUCGACGAUACGCUCAUCCGCCUCUCUGUGGGUAUAGAGGACGAGGAGGACCUAGUCAAGGAUGUGACUCAGGCCCUGGAGAAGGCUGUUCCGGAGUCAAUGCUGUAAUGUUGGACACUUCUAAAUGUGCAAAUUCGGAUAAGCAGAGGUCAGCGUUGUUCAGUAUUUAGGCAUAAUAAGGAUGUGCAUUUUUCUAAUUUUUAUUUGUGGUGGAUUAUAAUGCACUGCUGAUCGCACGCAUUAAUGAAGUAUGUCAUCAGUUGGCUGGAAUGUGUCAGUUUUAGCAGCGGAUGGCUCAGGACAAAUCUUCAUCUGCUGUUGUUAAGUUGUCGAAAUCUUUCCCUAUUGUUGAGAUGGCUAGUCACUGAUGGCUUGGGGUUACUUUCUUUUUUUUCUGAAUUUUCGGACACACCUUUAUUCCGGCCCACUUUGCCACAAGCUUUUUACUAUUUAUUGUUAGCUGAAAAGAGUAAAAAAACGUGGACAACAAAAAGGAAGGUAGAAAAAUAACUUUGUCAGAAUUUGCAUUUUAAAUUUCCUUAAGCUUUUGGUUUAACUCUCUCAAAAUGGGGUCGGUUCCUUUGUUUUCAUGUUUCUGUAUUGAACAAUUUCCUUUCAACCAGCAAAAUAGUGGUCAUCACGGACUCCAUGCAGAAGUGCAGUGGUAACAGAGAAAAGGCACAGGUGGACACUUGAAUACCAUCGCUGCCUUGCAUCUGAUACCCAUGUGGAGACUCUGUGGCUUUGUGCGCAUUGAAAUGAAAUUUUUUUGCAUACCUCACUCUUUACAUGUACCAAAGCCCUUAUUGGUAGUAGAAAAAAGUACCAGCCACUCAUUUGCAUGGAGUUGGAAUAUACUUAUUUGGGUAUUAUCUUUAUAUUUAAUACUGAAUUACCUAUUUUAACAUGAUGCUCUUAUGCUGAAGCAUAGACUAAGUUAACUUUCACCGUUACUAUAUUAAAAGUGUUUCAGUUCAUUAAACCCACUCGUAUUUACACUUAAACACGGCAGACUAUCAAGGCUUAGGUAUUACAGCAAGAAUGUUCAUGUUCAAGUUUUGUGGGUCACACCCCCACAACUUGUUAUUUGAAAGUGAGAUGUGAUUUGCUGAAUUGUAUCCAUUUGGUCACAGACAAUCUUUUUGAGAGGGAAUUGUUGCUGGAUAGUAAGGCUUGUGUUACAUUUGUGGUAUUUGUGGCAGUGUUUUCUUGUAAAGGCAUUAACCUAAAUUCUUUACUUUUUCAGACUUAAUUUAAGGGAGAAAAAAUACCAGGCAACUAUUUUAUUACACAUUAAAAUCACUUAUUGUUCAUAUUGAAUUUAUACAAAACUCUUUGUAUGCAAGGAACUGUUAUUAUGCAAUCUUCUGAACUUCUGUCUGGUGAGACAGUAACAAACGACUGAAAAUAUUUUAGAAGCAUAGAUCAUUACAGAGUCACAAUACAUGUAUAUACGCGUGUUAUUAACGAUAAUAUUUUUAAUAUCUCUUGGUCAGAAGUUUUCCUGAUUUAAAAUGUAUCCUUUUAUCCUAUUGAAAUAUUUAAGACACUACUAUUUAUGUAAUGUAGAAUCGGCUUGAUACAUGUUGCUUUAUUUUCUGUUCUCUUCUUUUGUCGUAAAUAUGCUGUAUUGACUUGGUCAUUAGGAUAAUCACAAUGAAUAAUCAAUUGUUCUGCACAAAAUAUGUGGAAAAGGUUGUGUGAUCUAAGCGUAAUCAGAAGCAAUAAAAUCCUCAAAGGGAUUUCCUGGAGUGAA